Loxodonta africana (African savanna elephant) is the source of this 1451-nucleotide messenger RNA. RefSeq names its product sulfotransferase family 1E member 1 (gene SULT1E1). The transcript is spliced from 8 exons. Lineage: Eukaryota; Metazoa; Chordata; Mammalia; Proboscidea; Elephantidae. The coding region runs from base 161 to 1048 and encodes 295 amino acids. The record is from RefSeq and is a predicted model, not a curated record. Gene Ontology annotation, molecular function: aryl sulfotransferase activity. Gene Ontology annotation, cellular component: cytoplasm. Gene Ontology annotation, biological process: sulfation.
CCUUUCCUGGCAUUCAGCAUAAAUACUCACAAGAAACAUUCCAAAUGCACAAGUGGUUCUCAUCUUUUCUGCAGCUAAAAACCUGUGUGGGGAUUUGAAGAGGACUGACAAAAGCAGCCAGUUUCUUUCACAGGAUCAUCUGGCCAGUUACCACUCUGUGAUGGAUUCUUCCAAAUCUGAGUAUGCUGAAAAACUUUGCAAUGUCCGUGGACUUAUAAUAUACAAAGAUUUUGCUAAAAAUUGGGAUAAUGUGGAGGCAUUCCAGGCAAGGCCAGAUGAUCUCCUUAUUGCCACCUAUCCCAAAUCUGGUACAACCUGGGUUAGUGAGAUUGUAGACUUGAUCUAUAAAGAAGGUAAUGUUGAAAAGUGCAAAGAAGAUGUCAUUUUUAAUCGAAUACCUUUCUUGGAAUGCAAAAAUGAAGAGCACUUUGAUGGAAUAAAACAAUUAGAAAAUAUGGCAUCUCCUAGGAUAGUAAAGACUCAUCUACCACCUGAAUAUCUUCCAGUCUCAUUCUGGGAAAAGAAUUGCAAGAUGAUCUAUCUUUGCCGGAAUGUCAAGGAUGUGGCUGUUUCUUAUUAUUAUUUCCAUCUGAUGGUACCUGCCCAUCCAAAUCCAGGAACAUUUCCAGAAUUUGUGGAGAAAUUCAUGAAUGGAGAAGUUCCUUAUGGUUCCUGGUAUAAACACGUAAAAUCUUGGUGGGAAAAGAGUAAGAGCCCAAAUAUACUAUUUCUUUUCUAUGAAGACAUGCACGAGGAUAUCAGAAAAGAAGUAAUAAAAGUGAUUCAUUUCCUGGGAAGAGAGCCAUCAGAGGAGCUUGUGGAGACGAUUGUGAAUCAUACUUCAUUCCAAGAGAUGAAGAAUAAUCCAACCACCAAUUACACAGCAAUACCAGACGAAUUUAUGAACCAGAAAGUGUCCCCCUUCAUGAGAAAGGGAAUCGUAGGAGACUGGAAGAAUCACUUUACAGUAGCCCUGAAUGAAAGAUUUGAUAUGCACUAUGAGCAGGAAAUGAAAGGGUCUACACUGAAAUUACAAACCAAGAUCUAAGAAGGGCUUUCUUGUCUUAAUAUUUCUGAGAAUAAACUUUCUUUUCAGCAUGCUUCGAUUUUUUUCCAAGAUUGGUAGAGAGGAAAAUUUAAAAAUGUUAUUUUCAAUGCUUUUUAGAAUAUAAUCCGUACCUGUGAUUUCCUUCUUGAUUUUGUUUCACUUUCCUCAAAAUGGCUUAAUUUAGAAUUUAUCUUUGCAUAAAUGGAAGACUGAAGUUGUCCCCGUCUUUAAAUUAUGAAGUCUACAGGACACAAAGGACACUCACAACUAAUUGUGAGUUUUAAAAAAUGUUUUUUAUUGAAGUAUUCUAAGUUAUUUGGCCCAAACAUUAAAAUACUUUAAAAGAUCAGUAUUAAUGUAGUAGGUAAAAAAGUUAUAUUGACAUUUUCAAGUGUAUUAGUUG